Molecule: messenger RNA, 478 nt
Organism: Rubroshorea leprosula
Lineage: Eukaryota; Viridiplantae; Streptophyta; Magnoliopsida; Malvales; Dipterocarpaceae
Source: the annotation of a GenBank genome assembly
UGUGCAAAAAAGUUUCUGCAUAUCAUUACUCUUUUUAUUAUUAGGGUUAUUUUGUGCAUCAACAAUCUUCUUUGCUUUAUAUAUAUGCAGUUCAAAAGAUGUAUCCAUCAUACUGUGCAACUAAGUUAGUGAAACUUGGGGUUUUGCUUCUGCUUGUAAGUAUAAUUUUCGACUUGUCUCUUGUGGCUGGCAGUGCUGUUGGGCGGAGAGGUGUGGGUGGCCAUGGUGGUGGUGCCCAUGGUGGAAGCGGGCACGGUGGUAAAGGUGGUCAUGGUCGUGGUAUUCUCCCGGGUCCUGGUAGAGUUCUACCCGCUCCUCAUAGAAGCAGUGCAUCCACCCCUACUAACCUGUUGCUUAGCCCAACCUUGCCUCCCCUGAUUUCCUUCUCAGCGAUUCUCUUUGUGGAUUAUGCUCUUAUUUUUUAGAAUUAGCCUAGCAUUCAAGAUUAUGUAAUUAAUAAUAUAUAGAUUUUUUUUUC